Protopolystoma xenopodis is the source of this 318-nucleotide messenger RNA. The record is from the annotation of a GenBank genome assembly. NCBI's taxonomy places the organism in Eukaryota, Metazoa, Platyhelminthes, Monogenea, Polystomatidea, Polystomatidae.
GUGUCUGGAGAGGAAAUGAUGUCACGGUUGGACGAGUUGGCGGGGGACAUUGACUUCCGCUGUCCUACACUCGGGUUCGCCGAUGCUGUGGCUCGUCUGCCCGAUGCUCAGGUCUUUCUAUAUGAAUUCCGACAAGCCACAGCUGCUUGGCCGUUUCCCAGGUGGACCGGAGUGAUGCACGGCUACGAGAUCGAGUAUGUUUUCGGUAUGCCCUUCUCCGAGAGAUUCCAGGCCCAGUUCUACCCAUUCACCGCGAUAGAACGUCAGCUGAGCCGAAAAAUGAUGCGAUUUUGGGCCAACUUUGCCCGAACUGGGUAA